AUGAGCGGUGGAGGAACGCCGUAUAUCGGUAGCAAAAUUAGCCUCAUCUCCAAGGCCGAGAUUCGCUAUGAAGGAAUUUUGUACACCAUAGAUACUGAAAACUCCACCGUAGCUCUCGCCAAAGUUCGCUCUUUUGGAACCGAGGAUAGGCCCACCGAAAGGCCCAUCCCGCCCCGGGAUGAGGUGUUUGAGUACAUCAUCUUCAGGGGCAGCGACAUUAAGGACUUGACCGUAUGCGAGCCUCCUAAAGCUACCAGCAGCCUGCCUCAAGACCCUGCCAUCGUUCAGUCAUCACUUGGAUCGAGCAGCAGCAGCGCAGUAGGCCCGUCGGCGUCAUUCCAGUCUGCUGGCGCCUACGCUCCCUUCAGCAGGGCUCCGGUGCAAACCUAUGGACAGUUCGGUGGCGCGGCCAUGGGCGCUCCGCAGUUUGGCGCGCCCGGGGGACGUAACAGUCCUCAGCUGGACUCACUUGCAAAGAGCUCCGCCCUGGACCAGGCCACGCAGGCCCCCUCGGCUGCCACAGCGCCGCCGGUCGGGCAAAGGAGUCAGGCGGCAGCCCCGGCGCCUCGACCCACUGGGACCUCCGUUGGCCACCAGAAGCCCCCGGAUCUCCUGGAGCAGCGAAAAGCCCCCGACGUGCCAAAAGUGGCCCACGGGGAUCAUGAGCAUACCGCUGUUGAAAACCGGGACCCCAACAGGCGUCAAGGAGGUCAGUGCUACCUGUCGGGAGGCGCCCAGCCGGUGCGUCGCGGGCGUGGGCGGAGCAGCCGCAGCCGAGGCAAAGUGAACGUGCGCCGGGAUGGGAUGAUGAAGUUCGAGGAGGACUUUGACUUUGAGACGGCCAACGCUCAGUUCCACAAGGACGACAUCGACAAGGAACUGCAAAGCAAGCUCAAGCUCAGAGAUGACAAGGUGGAAAAGACGCCGAAUGGCGAAGAGGCCGACCCCGAACAUCCGGGUGCGGAGGCACCGGUCGAGGAAGAGGAGGCAGCGAUACCUCCCUGUUACUACGACAAGACCAAGUCCUUCUUUGACAACCUGUCCUGCAACGACUCCAAUAAAUCACAUGAUGGAGGAUUCUCAAGGUAAGUGUUAGUUGUUUUGCAUCGCAGAGAGCGGAGGUCGACCUGGGCAGAAGAGCGGCGGAUGAACGCCGAGACAUUCGGCAUCCCGCUGAGGCACCAUCGCGGCCGAGGGGGGUACCGCGGCAGCAGAGGCUACAUGGCGCCCCGCGGGGGCCGGGGAAGGCCGUCUGGCCGGGGCUCCUUCGGCCCGCCUCGAGGGGCGCCACCCGGCUUCCGAGGCGGCUUCAGGGGCGGAAGAGGAGGCCGCGAGUUCUCCGACUUUGAAUAUGCGAAAGACAACAAGGUGGCGGCGUAGUCCCGCCCCACUCGCACGAUGACCAAUCGUGGCUCUUUCAAAACAUGUUCUUGGGUCCCGACAUUUGCUAGGAAGGAAGAAGACGCAGCAGCGUGUCACCUCCAUUUUCUUUUUCUUCUUCCAUUUUGAGUUACAAGUGGUGUAAAUAAGUGGAGUCGGUCAGUACGCCGACUGUGCUUAGAUAGCUUUAUUCUUCCAUUUCAUUUUGUCUUACUUCAAUUUUGGAUGCGACAUGUUGAAACAGCCUGAAGGAAACCAAAUUUUGAGCACAUCCAGCAUGAUGAAGUGCUUGUUGAGAAGUCCACUAUAAACUGUUUUUUUUCUUCUUCUGAGCGCGCUUUCAGUAGUUAGCCAUCGGCCAAAAAAAGUUUGCAUCCAUCUCCUCAGUCAGACCCUUACUUUCACUCAGAAUGACUUCUCCAAUAUUUUUCUGUGAAGCUUUUUGUUUUGUUUUCUCUAAAACAAAAAGGGACAGCAACUGGAUCUGUGACAUGAAUGAUUAGUAUUUUCAUUAUUUUGGCUCCACUUUGUAUUUAGGGAGUGCCUUCUAGGUGGGAGGGGUGGUUGAUCGGGGAUUUUUCUACAGCUCUCCCUUUAAUGUUGAUGUUUUCUGGCAGAUGUGUUGAUUAAAAAAAAAAAAAAAAAGCACUAGGAGGUGGUGAACUUGUU
Molecule: messenger RNA, 2049 nt
Organism: Hippocampus comes (tiger tail seahorse)
Lineage: Eukaryota; Metazoa; Chordata; Actinopteri; Syngnathiformes; Syngnathidae
Gene: lsm14ab
Product: LSM14A mRNA processing body assembly factor b
Exons: 9
Biological process (GO): P-body assembly; cytoplasmic stress granule assembly
Cellular component (GO): P-body
Molecular function (GO): mRNA binding
Source: RefSeq, a predicted model, not a curated record